AUGCCAAUGACGGAAGUUACCAACAUCACUAAAGAAGGCAGUAAGAGACAGCUGGUCUGCAGUGGCUUUGCCGAGCUCCUGAACGUGCUGCCGAGAGGAGACAACAACACAACGGCCUUGAGGCGUUGGGAGACUAUGGGGAUUCCCAUUCUUCUGCAAAGAGUCAGCUUGAAGGAGAAGAAGCCUCUACCGAGAGUGAACCUUCGCAUAAUGCUUAGCGAGUACAUCUGGUGCUCUGAUAAGGAAGUGCAGACCACGGAUCCGGUUAAGGUCGAUUCUGAGGGCUAG
Molecule: messenger RNA, 288 nt
Organism: Endocarpon pusillum Z07020
Lineage: Eukaryota; Fungi; Ascomycota; Eurotiomycetes; Verrucariales; Verrucariaceae
Exons: 1
Coding region: 1-288 (95 amino acids)
Source: RefSeq, a predicted model, not a curated record